AUGUCCGUAAAGCUUUACAAUAAGACAGCUUUCAAAACUACAAUGAAGAGGGUAUGGAAUAAUAUCAAAGUGGAAUUUAUUGAGGCUGGUGAUAAUUUGUUCCUUAUUCAAUUCAAUAAAAUGUUGGACAAGAAUAGAGUCCUUGAAGAUGAGUCAUGGUCUUUUGAUAACCAAUUAGUUCUGUUGAAAGAUUAUGAUGUUAAGAAAGGGUUGAUGCAGUAUGGGGCAUGGAUGAGGGCUCUAAUGGGAAAAGGGUUGAAGAAUAUAGCAGGCCUAAACGUCGGUGAGGACAAAUUCCCGACGGUGGAGAAAGUGAAAUUACUCCGGCUAGUGAACAAGAUCCACUGGGGAAGAAUUUCCAAAAUGGGGUAG
Messenger RNA from Ilex paraguariensis (yerba mate), 372 nucleotides. Lineage: Eukaryota; Viridiplantae; Streptophyta; Magnoliopsida; Aquifoliales; Aquifoliaceae. The record is from the annotation of a GenBank genome assembly.